AUGCCACCCACAACCACCGACGCCAAACUCGCCUUCCUCAGCCUCCUCCCCUUCCAAUCCACCAAAUCCGCACCCUCGACAUCCGACGUCAUCGAGGAAAUCAAAGCCGCCGAGCCCGGUAGCGAUAACACCACCAAAGCGCGCCGCUCGAGCGAACUGUCCACCGGCUCUGCGGCUUCGACUGCGUCGUCCAUGUGUGUUUUGACGGCUGUUGCAUGA
Neohortaea acidophila is the source of this 219-nucleotide messenger RNA. RefSeq lists its product as uncharacterized. The coding region runs from base 1 to 219 and encodes 72 amino acids. The transcript has 2 exons. NCBI's taxonomy places the organism in Eukaryota, Fungi, Ascomycota, Dothideomycetes, Mycosphaerellales, Teratosphaeriaceae. The record is from RefSeq and is a predicted model, not a curated record.